AUGUCCGGCGGUCGCUCGCGGUCGCAGAAGCACCAAAACCGCGUGCCGUUCGUCGCCAAGCGGGACAUCAAGCGCAACGAGGGCGACCGCGAGCGCGAGCUCGGCCUCCGUAACCUCGCCCUGCAGAACGUCUGCAAGCGAUGUCAGCAAAAGAUCGUCUGGCGCUUUCAAAUGGGCAAGUAUAAAGCGAAGAAACCGGGCACGCGCGGUCGGUGUAACAAGUGCGAGCAGAAGAGCGUGCGCAUGGCGUACCGAAGCCUUUGCGACGCGUGCGGCAAGGCGCACGAUUUGUGUCCGGGAUGUCAGCACCCACCGAGCGAGGCGAACGCGAGUCGCGACGUGCCGGAAGCAUGCGCGUCGUCCGGCUCAGAUUCCGACGCUGAAUCGGAACCAGCGUCCGACGGCGAGGAAUCUUAG
Molecule: messenger RNA, 417 nt
Organism: Ostreococcus lucimarinus CCE9901
Lineage: Eukaryota; Viridiplantae; Chlorophyta; Mamiellophyceae; Mamiellales; Bathycoccaceae
Exons: 1
Coding region: 1-417 (138 amino acids)
Source: RefSeq, a predicted model, not a curated record